Messenger RNA from Grus americana (Whooping crane), 3848 nucleotides. RefSeq names its product melanocortin 2 receptor (gene MC2R). Gene Ontology annotation, biological process: G protein-coupled receptor signaling pathway. Bases 176 to 1135 code for a protein of 319 amino acids. The record is from RefSeq and is a predicted model, not a curated record. Gene Ontology annotation, molecular function: corticotropin receptor activity. The transcript is spliced from 2 exons. NCBI's taxonomy places the organism in Eukaryota, Metazoa, Chordata, Aves, Gruiformes, Gruidae. Gene Ontology annotation, cellular component: membrane.
CACAAGUUGUUUCACUAGCAGGAGAAAUUCAAAACAUUUCAGUUAAGUCUUUAAAUUGCUCCAGAUGAAGGAGAAAGUCUUCAUCAAAAGAAGAAUGGUCUGACUCACAGGUCAGCUUCAAAAUAAAGCCAAACCUGAGAAACAACAAUCCAAAAUCUUUCCACGAUCAGAAGAAAUGAGCACUGAGAGACCUUCCAACCUAAUCAAACACCCAGGGCAGACAAGCAUUCCUUCCCUCGAAAAUAUAAGUGAUUUCUCCUUAAAUGUCACUGACUGCACCCAGGUCGUGGUGCCAGAGGAAGUGUUUUUCACCGUUGCUGCUGCUGGAAUACUGGAAAAUCUGCUUGUCCUUAUUGCUGUCGUGAGAAAUAAGAAUUUGCACUUGCCCAUGUACUUCUUCAUUUGCAGUUUAGCCAUUUCAGACAUGUUAGGGAGCUUGUACAAAACUCUGGAGAACAUCUUUAUCAUCUUGUGCAAAAUGGGGUACCUGACACGCCGUGGGGAUUUUGAGAAAAAGCUGGAUGAUGCCAUGGAUUCCAUGUUCAUUCUGUCUUUACUGGGGUCGAUUUUCAGCUUGUUAGCUAUUGCAGCAGACAGAUACAUCACCAUCUUCUACGCUUUGCGGUACCAUAACAUCAUGACACUAAGAAGGGCUUUGGUUAUCUUGGCAGUCAUUUGGACGUUCUGUGCUGGCAGUAGCAUUGCUAUUGCCCUCUUCUCCUAUGAAGCAGCAACAGUCAUUCCCUUCACCAUCCUGUUCCCUUUAAUGAUGUUUUUUAUACUGUGCCUCUACGUCCAUAUGUUCCUCCUGGCUCGAUCUCAUGCUAAAAAGAUCGCCUCACUGCCAACCAGCACGGUCCAUCAGAGAACUAACAUGAAAGGAGCCAUUACACUGACUAUUUUCCUUGGAGUUUUCCUUUGCUGUUGGGCUCCCUUUGUUCUUCACAUCCUCUUAGCAAGGUUUUGCCCACAUAACCCUUACUGUGCCUGCUACAUGUCCAUUUUCCAUGUGAACGGGACGCUCAUAAUGUGCAAUGCGAUCAUUGACCCUAUGAUAUUUGCAUUCCGAAGCCCAGAAUUACGGAGUACAUUUAAGAAGAUGUUCUGCUGUGCCAGGUCAAGCUGGAACUGGUAAACACUUCAUGAAAAAUGAAGAUUGUAGAAGCACACCUAUGGGGUGCUGUGCAACAUCAGUUUGCAGAGUUAAAAAUACCAACAGUUACGCCCAAAGUAAUACUAUGCUUGUAGGAUACUGCCAGUGAUUUUCAGAGGGCUACCAAAGAAUGCAUAAAAACUAAGUAUGCACACGAAUCUUUGCCAACCAGACCCCUAGAAAUAUUACUGAUUAAUUCUGCAGACGAUUUUCAUGCAAGUAAAAAAAAAAAAACCCUGUAUCUUAACUAUCUUUUGUCAUUUCAGAAAAGCUCAAAUAUAAAUCUUCUGCAUCAAGUAUUACAUUACCCCAGAGAUGAGUUUAUGCCAACUCAUUUUGUAUCAGUAAUUUCAAUUUAAGGUGUAUGCUAUUUUAAAAUUCUGUUGUUUAAAUCACAAUGAAAUGAACAUUUGUUUCUAAACUGUACAUUUAUAUAAAAGUCUAUGAUAAAGUAGAAUAUAUGGCCAUGUAAUUGGAUUUUGCUGGAAAAGUGAAUUCAUGAUUGUUCUUUAACAUCUAGUCUCCUUAAAAUCAUGCAAUUAGUGUUCUCUAAGUUUCAAAAAUAACUUUUGGUGUGUGAGUCCAAGAGGAGAAGAUAUUUUUAGUGACUGAAGAGUUUUUUCCAACAUAAAGUUGUUGUGGCAGCAAAGACAGGUUUUGAAUUUUAAAACCCUAAAGCCAGGUCUGGACUAGCAAAGGGAAUUGCUGAGCUUGCCAGCUCCCCAUUGGAAGUCCCUGGGCCAGUUUGCUUUAAUAAAAUAAUAAGCUUUGCAGACAGUAAAAGAACUUGAUUCAGUCAUGCCUUUCUAAACACGCCACAAUAAAGAAUUCAAAAAAUAAAAUACCAGAGAAAAAAUUCAAAGACCUCCAAGGAAGUCAGCCACCUGGAUAAGGAAUCAGCCAGCCAGUCUGGAAGGAUGAAACAAAGCAGUUUGCAACUUACAAAAUCCUUGUGAGAAAAUUUCAAAUUGUCCCUGCCAAAAUAAUACAAAACUCACAAAACUUUAAGGCAAAAUAGUUUUCAACAGCAAAACAUCCUGAAGCGGUCCAGAGCAUAUGGUGAGGAAUUAACCUCACUAUAAUUCAGUGGAGUUAUUCAGCUGUGACAGAAAAAGAAUAUUUAGUAAGAGACAGCCAUGAAACUGAGAAAGCCAAGGCACGGCUAGAAGAAGAAGGAGAGGAAAAGAUAAAGUCUAUUAGAAUUCAUAGAUAAAUAGAAUCAUUUACUCCAAUGGAACACUAAGCAAAACGGGAAUUUCAAGAUAUAUGGAAUAUGGACCAAACCAUACAUUUUCAGGGGGACUUAGGCUUACAGCUAAAGAUACAAGAAAGGGACAAUAAACCUAUAGAACCAAGCAAAGAAAAUAUCUUAAAUGGGAAAAGAGACACUGAAAUAAAAAAUUUUCAAAACUAUAUAUUUAUUACAAAACUAUAUAUUUAUUACAAAAAAAGCUUUAUCUAUAAAAUGCAAGUUCAGAAGGGAGUUCAGAUAUAAUCACACAUUUUAUUUUAAUGAGAAUUUUUUCCUUUCCAUCAAAAGCAGAACAAAUGUAAAGCUGCACAGCAAGAAAUGACUGUUAGACCAGGGGGGAAGAAAGAGAAUUACACAAUAUUAAAGGCAAGGCAAAACAAAAGACCUACAGUACCAUAAUACCCUGUGCACACAGUUGAUGAGCUUCAAAAUGAUAAAAAACUUUGGACAGAAAAUUGUGAUUUAGGCAGCUCUUAUGUUAACUCUGAAACACAUGAAAUAUCUACUAAAUAUACCUUUCCUCAAAACUUUAUUUUCCAUCUGCUUCCGUAAAGACAUAGUUAAGAGAGCUAAGUAGCCUUCACCAUGUUAGAAGUCACAGCAUCUUGUAAGGAAGUCCAUUCUAACUCUACAGAUGCAGUCUCCAUGUUCAGAUUGAGCUCUGCAUAUGUAAAUUUUAAUAAAAUAUGUACAAUGAAAAACUAACCUCAUAACUUCUAAACACGGAGGAGUAAUCAUUAAAGAAAACAGUAUACGUUUAGCACUGCAAAGAGAAACAUCCAAGACAGUCUCGAGUCAAAAUCCAAAAUUCAGCAAUAAAGCAUAUCAUUGAAACUUUUCUGUAUAAAGUCCUUUGCGAAGGACUCCUUGUCUUGUGGGGAUGCUGGCAGUUAGGGCUAGGAAAGGGACAAGUGUGAGAGCCCAGGCUGGGGGUGGACAUGGCCAUGGCUACAGCAGGCCCCAGAUGGGGCCACCAGCUACUGCUUUCUUCUACCACACCAGCAUGUGGCAGCUCAGGGUAGUCCUGAGACAAGAGUGGCUUGGUCUGGAGGAAACAGGACAACUUGGACCUGGCUGCCUUUGGCCCUCAUCUGACUGCCCUCACCUACACAAGAGUCUCGGGAACUGGCUGGCGCCAACCUUCCUCGCAGCAUCCCCAGGCCCAGGGAAAAGAGGAGGGGAAGUGGUCGCUCACAGACCCUGGGAGCCAGAGGCCAGCUCUCAUCCCCACACUGCCACCACUUUGCUUUGCAACAAGGACCUGGGCUCCCACCUUGCCACAAAGCCAGACCCCCAGACCAUGCUAAGGGGAGAGUGGCCAGAGGCAAGAGCAUUGGACAAGGCACCAUUCCCACCCUCAUCCCAGAUGUCCAGCAUGUCUUAUGGGUUUCCCCACUGCCCUGCCUACUCUGCAGCCUCAAGAAAUAGCUGGGAGAGGUGGCA